AUGGCACAAAGCACAACUGUACAGGUUGUGACCGCGGACCAGGCCCUAGUCCCGCGCAGCUCCAAGCGAUUUGUGCCAAAAGACUUGUCUGGCAAUCCAAUCCCACAGAAUAAAAGAUGGCUUUACUCAACGCCCGCCUUCAAAAAUGGAGGAGCCUUGAAGUCGUCCGCCAUUGAUGGAGUCAUAGUGGGCAGUUUUAUUGCCUUUAACUCGUCCGAAUUGGGGCGCAACUUUUAUGACGGCAUCGAAACGCGAUACGGUGCAUGGAACGUUAAUUUUUGGGGCACUUUUCUCAUUACAUCCAUUUUCCUCUGGGUUUGGGGAGCCGUGUUUGCGAUUCCGGAUCUUACCGGCUAUCCGGCUUGGUUGUUCAAAUACAAGACGCAACCGUUCGUCAGAGUCAAUCUACGACAGUAUGCCAAUAUCGCGCUCAUCUCAUUGAAAAACCAGGUCCUGGUCGCAGCACCACUGCUACUAGGGACCAUGUAUAUCGGCCCUCUGAAGCCCGUCAGCUCGUCGGCGUUGCCGGGCAAACUGGAAACCGUUGCAACCAUCAUAUUCGACGUUCUGUGCACUGAAGUCGGAUUCUACUAUAUCCAUCGCUUAUUUCACUCAAAGACGCUCUAUUCGCUCUUCCACAAACAACACCACGAGUUCACAGCGCCUGUAGGUCUCGCAGCUACCUACUGCACCGUGACGGAGCACAUUUUCUCCAACCUGCUCCCCAACGUCAUUGGUACCUUGCUUGUAAGACACCAUUGGUCGCAAGCCGUCUUUACAUUCGUCUUCCUAGAGUUUGGCACCAUUUGCUCGCAUUCGGGAUACAACAUUCCCUGGAUGCACUCGAACCUGCAGCAUGACUUUCACCACUUUGCCUUUGACGAAAACUUUGGUCCUACGGGGUUGCUGGAUGCCUUUCACUCCACGGAUAAGAAGUUCCAGAAAACUUUGGCCGAGGCAAAGCGUCGAACAGGAGGGGACGAUGAGAAAGCCCGUCAACUCGUGCUUGACAAUCUGGCAACUCUGGAAGUGCAGGCCAAAGAAGCCGACUAG
This is a messenger RNA of Metarhizium acridum CQMa 102, 1053 nucleotides long. RefSeq lists its product as uncharacterized. Gene Ontology annotation, biological process: sterol biosynthetic process. The record is from RefSeq and is a predicted model, not a curated record. Gene Ontology annotation, cellular component: endoplasmic reticulum membrane. Gene Ontology annotation, molecular function: C-4 methylsterol oxidase activity; iron ion binding. NCBI's taxonomy places the organism in Eukaryota, Fungi, Ascomycota, Sordariomycetes, Hypocreales, Clavicipitaceae.